AUGGAACAAGUUGGUUUAUCUGAUGCACAUUUAGUUACGUGGUUUGGAAGUUCUUUCAACAACACAACAAUGUCGCCUUUCAACGCUACAGCUAACGAGGAAUCGAAAGAAACCUUUGAGAGACUGGUAGGGAUUAUUAUUCCCGUUAUCUUCGGAGCCAUUUUCCUGUUAGGACUGUUCGGGAAUUUUCUUGUAAUCAUGGUGAUCGUAACUGACAAGCGUAUGAGAAACACGACAAAUAUAUUGAUUCUUUCCUUAGCUAUUGCAGAUCUAAUGUUUAUUGUCUUUUGUGUACCGUUUACAGCCACACUAUAUACUCUACCCGUUUGGCCAUUUGGAGCUAUCUGGUGUAAGACGGUGAUAUACUUGAUGUAUGUGUCUGCUUAUGCUAGUAUGUAUUUUUUAGUAAUCAUGUCCUUGGAUAGAUAUCUGGCGGUCGUGCACGCCAUACGUUCUAUGACUUGGCGCUCAGAAAGAAAUACAUGGCUUGCUGUAGCUGCCAUCUGGAUCAUUUUCCUUUGCGGAAAUAUACCAAUCUUUGAGCAGUGGGGUGUGAUUGAUUACGAUUAUUUUGGCGAGAAUCGAUCUAGAUGUUUUCAGAUUUCGUUACUUGAGGAUGACUAUCAAGCUAAGGCGUUUUUCGGCAGUUUCUUCUUUUUUGGAUACGUCUUCCCGCUAGCAAUCACCUUGUUGCUGUACGGACUUAUGCUGAAGCGACUUCUCUAUGGCGUCGUCCCUGGAGGUCGUAAUCAGUCUUCAGAAAGCAUGAGAGCCAAGAAACGUGUCACCAAAAUGGUAGUUAUUGUAGUGAUCAUCUUUGCUCUUUGCUGGUUACCACUGCAGAUCUGCCUGUUUCUCCAACAUAUAAUUGGCGUAGAAGUUGGCGUUUCUCUAGCAAGUAUAACAAUGGCCGCCAAUUGCUUUGCGUACAUGAACAGCUGCGUCAACCCGAUUCUUUACGCAUUUCUCUCCGGUAAUUUCCGCCGCAGUUUCCAGCGAUUUCUCUGCUGUUCUUACAAAUCUCGGAGAAUGGAUUACGAACGGACAAACACGAGGAUUACAUUGGCAGAGAGGGAAACAAACAACGCUUCAACUACCUACGUCGAUAACUCUAUAACACAUACAGCAGUAUAA
Molecule: messenger RNA, 1134 nt
Organism: Candidula unifasciata
Lineage: Eukaryota; Metazoa; Mollusca; Gastropoda; Stylommatophora; Geomitridae
Source: the annotation of a GenBank genome assembly